Molecule: messenger RNA, 936 nt
Organism: Papaver somniferum (opium poppy)
Lineage: Eukaryota; Viridiplantae; Streptophyta; Magnoliopsida; Ranunculales; Papaveraceae
Product: probable WRKY transcription factor 41
Exons: 3
Coding region: 1-936 (311 amino acids)
Biological process (GO): regulation of DNA-templated transcription
Cellular component (GO): nucleus
Molecular function (GO): transcription cis-regulatory region binding; DNA-binding transcription factor activity
Source: RefSeq, a predicted model, not a curated record
AUGGAGAAGAAUACUACCGUUAGUUAUUUGGAUCUUAAGCUAUUGAUGUUCAAUAAUCUAACCCAAGCUAAAGAGCUGCUAAAACAAUUAGAAUUUAACGAUACUUCUUCUACUACCGGAAACUUGUUAAUACCUAUAAUCUUAUCUUCCUUUGAAAAGUCUCUUUCCUUGUUGAGUGGGAUUAAUCCAGAAGCCGGAGGCAGUCGAUCUGAAAUCAAGUCUGAUCUCAUGGGGAACUUCCCUUCCAGAAAGAGGAAAGAAGAAUCGAGAUGGACAGAACAAGUACUCGUUUGCGAACGGACGGGGCUUGAAGCACCUAUAGAUGAUGGAUAUAGUUGGAGGAAAUAUGGAGAAAAAAGCAUUAUUGAAACCAAAUAUCCAAGGAGUUAUUAUAAAUGUGCUCUACGAAAGGCUCAAGACUGUUCUGCAAUGAAACAGGUUCAGCGUAACGACGAUGACCCAUUGAUGUUUAGUGUCACGUAUCGCGGAAAACAUACUUGUAAUCAAGUUUCGUAUGUACCGUCACCAGUGAAAUCAGGGAAUAUAACUGAUGAUAAACAUAAAGAAAAACGACGUCAGGAAAAAACACAAGAAACGAUUAUCAGUUUUCAAAUAUGUCCUCAUGUUCAAAGAGAGAAUUCGGAUGGUACUACCCAAACAGUUCUAAUAUCACCUUUAUUUACAUUUCCUUCUCCUGAUCCAUUAAUACCUGUUCCAUGUGUAGAGAAAGAAAGUAAGAACAACAACAAUAUGUCCUCUUCAUUCACACCUGAUAAUCAUCUCUUCACGAUCAGUAGUCCAUCCUCAUCAUCUCCAUAUAUGUCUUUGCCUACUUCAGAACCCAAUUCCUUCUCUCCAUACACAGUGAAUAGUUUUGAAGGUGGAUUAACCUUACAAACUUCAGAUUAUGAUCUUUGUGAUUUUACUUUUAUAUAG